CAGCGGCACUUGAGUCACUUCAAUUGAGCCGUGAAAGUGAGUAGGUUGACGAUUCACUGCUUGUAUCGCUUCCCUGGUGGUCGGUUACUGUUUUGUCGCGAUGGUUAUUAAGCCUCCAAGAAAGAAUAAAAAUCCUCCGUUCUUGAGUAAUGAGUUCAUCAUACAGAACCAUGGCGAUAUCGUUUCGUGCGUGGCCAUGGUCUUUGUGUUGGGCUUGAUGUUUCAAGCAACGUCUCCAAUUGCUUCAGUCUUCAUUAUACUACAGCAUGCCAUCACUACUGCAGAAAGUGAUCAGAAGAAGGCUGACUAUGUGGUGCAGUACACAAAUGGUGCCCUAGAUUGGGCUGCCAUUUUUUUCUACAGUCUUAUUGCCAUUGUUGUACACGUCAUCCUUCAGGAAUAUGCCCUGGAUAAAGCCAACCGUAAGCUGCAUCUGAGCAAAACGCGUAACAGCAAAUUCAAUGAAUAUGGGCAACUGCUCCUGUUUGCACUGUUCUCUGUUGCUUGGGGCCUGCACAUUUUGUUCAGGGAUGAUAGCUUCACUGGACUUAGUUCUCUGUGGGCCAACUAUCCAGAAGACCAUACCAAGCUCUCCUUCAGACUCAAGUUCUAUUUCAUCAUCCAGAUAGCUUAUUGGCUCCAUACUUUCCCUGAACUCUACUUCCAGAAGGUCAAGCGGGAGGAGAUGCCUGCACGCAUUACAUACGCUUGCAUCCAUCUUGUCUACAUCACUGCUGCCUAUCUGCUCAGCUUGACCCGCCUUGGCUUGGUGCUGCUGGUGCUGCAUUACCUGAGCGAGGGCACCCUGCAUGCCAGUCGCCUGCUGCACUUUGCUGAACUCACCAAGCAGUCGCAACAAGGUUUCAAGACUUACAACAUCAUGUUCGUGGGUCUUCGUCUCGUUUCUCUCAUCAUCGCCAUCAUCACACUCGUGUUUGGCUUCGGCUCCCUGCCAGCCCAGGGCAUCGACAUCGCCACUGGCAAUUUCAACUCCGCAAUUGUCAGGUACGCUUGCCUCGUUGCCGUGUGCGCCCUGCAGGCCUACAUGAUGUGGAACUUCCUGACCUUCCAUCUGCGCAAGCGACGGGAGCGCCGAGCCGAGAUUGCAGCCGCGCAGAAAAAGAAACAACAGCUCGCUAAGGCUGCCAAGAAAGCAGCUGCCAAGAAAGGAUCAGAUGAUGAAGUCGCCCUGCUCCCAGAAGUUGACCAGAACACGCGUCGCCGUCGCUGAGUGUCCCGGAUGAUGCCAGGAGAAGAAUGGAGGGGGAGCUGUUAGCUCCCAACUGCCGGUCUCGGGAGCCGAAGAGGAAUCUAUAUUGGAUUCUAUAGGCACUUGUUGCUGAUAGUAUAAAUACUAAUGUGGCUAGUCGCCACAGGGAGUGAAGAUGUGACGUAUUCCGUGUGAAAAGUUGACUCGCUUUACUUUGAACAAACGGACAAAAUGGAUGUCAACUGUUCAGUUGAGAAUAUAUUUGUUUUCAAUUCUUCGAUUUUGUUUGCGCCAAGUAUGCAGUACAAGGCGUAGAUGUGUUCGCAAUUUCAUGAUGGAACGUACAUAUGUUCAGAUGAUUAUCCGCACGUGUUUUAACAGUAUUGCUGAGCAUUUUACCUCAUUCCGUGAUUAUGUAUAAGCGCAAAGUCGGUCGCACAAUUGUUAAUUUUGAUAAUAUAAAUAUGUAUAUGGAUUAAACUUACGAUGAAGUUGAGUGUUCGUACGAAAUAUUGCUGUCAUUGGCAUAUUAACUGCUCUAAAAAUAUAUAUAUUGAAAUUGGUGAGUUAAUAAGUGCAAAUUGUAAUGGGUAGGUAAAACCGGUACAUUCAUUGCACGAUAACGUUGCGGAACAUUAAAGCCUAAUUGUUGUAAGGUUUAUAUUAUUUGAAAUAAAAUAUUCGCAAAUUUAAA
Hyalella azteca is the source of this 1904-nucleotide messenger RNA. It is a transcript of the gene TRAM, whose product is annotated as translocating chain-associated membrane protein 1. The record is from RefSeq and is a predicted model, not a curated record. NCBI's taxonomy places the organism in Eukaryota, Metazoa, Arthropoda, Malacostraca, Amphipoda, Hyalellidae. Gene Ontology annotation, biological process: SRP-dependent cotranslational protein targeting to membrane, translocation; protein insertion into ER membrane. Bases 101 to 1231 code for a protein of 376 amino acids. The transcript is spliced from 9 exons. Gene Ontology annotation, cellular component: endoplasmic reticulum membrane.